GGACGUCGCGAUCGAAUAUGGGUCGCAUCCGGUAGCAUCGCGAGCGAAUCGAUCGUUGAGCCGCCGUUGACUUCAGCCGCUCCCGCCCCACAAAGCAAACAUUUAGCACGAUAUCCAAGCACAGGCGGCUGUUCUCGCUUGUAUCCUGCGGGGGUUGGCACACAGUCGUCCGCCGCGGUGCCAGUCCGCAGCGUUCGCCGAGCUGCGUCGCUCACAGUGCCCGCUGCUAACAAGCUAGGAGGCUAACGUCCGUCUUGGUUCGCUCUGCGUACGGCAGAACCAGGAAGGAGGGAGCCGACGAGCAGCUACGAAGCCCGGCCUCAGGGGUUACACCGCCGCUGUUGGCCGUCUGUCCGAGCCGCCACGAGCUCGUCCGGUCCGCUGGACACGGGCAGUGAGAGGACAAGAAUCCUGACUUUGGCCUGAGUUCAAAGAUGUCUAAGGCUCCGGAUGCUCGGGCCCAGUCCCGCUCCAGAUCGAGGUCCAGGUCCCGAUCCAGAUCCUACUCCAGAUCUCUCUCCAGAAGCCGCUCUCGCUCAAGAUCCAGAAAACGUCGCUACAGUUCUAGGUCUCGCUCCCGCUCCCGUUCACACUCUCCCUCCUACAGAAACUAUCCUAGCAGGGACUAUCAGAACAACAGAGGCGGGUUCAGAGGCUACAACCGCGGCUACAGGAGGCCGUUCCACUACCGAGGCAGAAACCGCGGCUAUUUCCAACGUGGUCACUACCAGAACCGAGGAGGCGGCGGCGGCUACAACAACAACUAUAAAUCCAACUGGCAGGGUGGGGGCGGUGGAGGCGGUGGAGGCUGGCACGAUCGCCACCACGACCAGGACCACCACUCGCACAGUCCGAGGAGGGGUCGCUCACGCUCCCGCACGCCCAAGAAGCGAUCCGGCAGCCGGAGCCGCUCUCACAACUCUGAUCGCUCGUCGUCAGGCAAAUCCCGGCGGUCCAGGCGCUCCAGCUACUCCUCUCGGUCCAGGUCCUCGUCCCCGCGCCAUCGCGGCGGCAAGGGCAAGUCUGGCACCAAGGACGCUAAAGACAAGCAAGCCGAAAGUCAAGCCGAGAGAUCGGGUCAGGCAGCAGACGGCAGCACCAUUGAGAAAGCGUCUGGGGGGAAAUGGAUCGACUACGACACCAGCCCCAAACAGACCAAUCCGAAAAGAGAGGACGCUCCCUCUGGCCCUGAGACCAAGGGAUCCAGCAGUAGUGGCCCUCUGUGGAAAACCGUCGGCAGCGUGACUCCUCCACCCAAAAGCCCGACCAAGUCUGGACAAACCGCCUGCUUCAGCGGCUUUGGGUUCUUCUCUAAGGAAGACACCAACACUGGAGAUAAAACUGUGAUUUCGACUGCCUUCAAAAAGUUCUUGGCUGAGAACAAAAACAAGAAGGCAGCUGAAAAGGAGAACGGCAGCGACAAGGAGCGGAGCAGCACAGACAGAGAUCUGGAGAAAGGAAGCAAGUCCGGAGACCUCUUCAACAUCUCGUCCGCUUCCUUCGCCGACCCCAAGGAAGAGAAGUCCCACCCCUUCUUCGACGCCGGAGAAGAGGAGUUCCUCAAGUCUCACGGGCUGAAAGACCAGGACGGCGAGGAGGACGGCGAGAUCAAACCGACCCUGACGGCUCGGGACAUUUUCGGAAAGUGGGGCGACGAGCCGAGCUACUCCACGUCCUACCCGUCGGUCAAGGAGAAAACCCGGAGAGGAGGAGGAGACGACGACGAGGCGGAGCUCCUCGAACACAUGGAGGAGGAUCUGUACCGGAGCCGCAAGCACAGCUCAAAGAAGGAGGAGAAGUCCAAGAAGAAGGAGAAGAAAGAGAAGUCCAGGAGGAGUCCGUCCCCUCCCACGCCCCCCAGGGAGAAAGACCGCCCGCUGUUUCCUGGAGCGUUCCCUCCUCGAGAGGAAUCGCCCGCACAACAGCGUCUGUCGGCGAGGGAGGACUUUGAGCUCAAAAUUGGUUCUGUAGAUGAAAUGCCCAGCUCCUCCACAUCCAAAGAUCGCCUCGUGCCACGAGAGCUGCCCAAUCCCGCCAAGAAGGAGCCGGAGUUUCGUUCGGCCUUCCAGCACAUUCAGUCGGCGCAGCUCCGCCGCAGCCCCUCGGAGCUGUUCGCUCAGCACAUAGUCUCGAUCGUGCACUACAUCAAAGCUCAACACUUCCAGUCGUCAGACAUGACUUUAAGUGAGCGCUUUGCCAUGUACCAAAGAAAAGCGGCGGAGGUAGAAAUGAUGAAGCCAAGGAAGAGCCCAGAAAUCCACAGGAGAAUCGAUGUCUCCCCCAGUGCCUUUAAGAGGCACUCUCACCUGUUUGAGGAUGUGGAGGACACAAGCUACAAGGACCCAAGUAAAAAGUUCAAAGGCGACGUGAUGGACCUCCGGCUGGAUAUUGAAAGACGCAAGAGGUUUGCGGGGAAAGACUACAAGCGCGAGGGCGCCAGGAGCCCGGGAGGCUCCCGAGGGCCGAGCAGGGAGAAGUCCUCUGAGAAAUCUGGGAAGCACCACAAAAAAUCCAAGAAGGGUAAGAAGAAGCGGGACCGCUCCCCAUCCUCCUCUUCCUCCUCGUCCUCCCCGUCCCCGUACCCUCCACCCUUCAGGGGUAAAGAGUACAUGGGCGAGGGGAUGGAGCACUCGGAGGAGGGCUACGCUCACUCGCGUUACCCUCCGCGGGACUGCGGGGGACAAGGGGACCGAGGCCCUCGGGAUUACGAGGGCCACGCCCCGGAGAGAGGCCGAGGCCGUGGAUUUUUCCCCAGAGUCAGAGGGCGAGGUUGGAACAGGGGAAACUAUCCGGGCAACAACAACAACAACAACAGCAGCAACGGAAACCCUGCCAACAUGAAUCCUCCGGUCCGCCCGCCGGAGGAGGACUGGGACCCCGAAUACACCCCUAAGAGCAGGAAGUAUUACCUGCACGACGAUCGCGACGGAGAGAAAACCUGGAUCGACAACCGCGGACGAGGCCGCGGCUCCUUCCCGGCUCGUCGCGGACGCUUCGUCUACCGGAAGGGAGGCAGCAGCCCGAAGUGGACCCACGACAUGUUCCAGGGCGGCGAAGAGCGCGAGCUCGGAGACGACGGUAUCGAAGUCGACCACAAAGACCCGAAGGGCGCCGGAGACGCCUCUGGCCUGAAGCAGUGAACCUGCUCCGCUGCAUCAUCCACACUUUAAAAUCAGCGUCCCGGUGUCCAAGUGCUCACUGUGAUGAUGAAGGGGUUGUUUUUCUUUUUCUUCUUUUCUUCCUCUCCCCUCGAAUUCAUCUCAUCGUUUAACAGUUAACGUGUGUUUUAGUUUAAGUGAGGACAAAUGUUACUGACUUGAAUGAAAAGCAGCGCUUUUGUUACUUCUGUAUGUGAGAUGAGCUUAAAUUCAGUGGAGUUUUUUUUUAGUUUUUACGUAACUCUGGUGAGUUUGCUUGGUUCUGUUUUAAAUGCUGUAUCUUUGUAAGAGAGAGAAAUAGAGAUUACUGAGGCAAAUUACAACAAAAAAAGAAAAAAGCGUCUGUGCCUUAGAAAAAUAAAAAAUACUGUAAUGUGCUGGUGUAAUCUGUUUGAAGGUACAGCUCUACUUCUGUGUCAGUGUAGGAAGGCAUUCAUGUGUUUUAUGUUUUUCUUUUCUUUGUUUGGGGCUGUGAUAAAUCUUUUGACUGUGACUGCAUGAAAUGUGUGAUUCAUACCUCGCUCCAUGGGACCAAUCAGCGGUUUGACACCCCGACACGUGAUUUGUCAUCUAAACAUGAUCAAACAUCAAAGUUAUACUCUUCUGUUAAAGCCCCUGGACGGUCGAUGUUUGUCACUUAUAUUAUCUGAGCUUUUUAUUCACUUCGCCUGUAUUUCUCAUUAGGAAGUGAAUACAAUUUUUACGUCUGUGUGCUACAGUAUAUUCUCAUUGAUUGUGGUUGAUUUCAGUUAAAAACAAGUGUAAAUGUAAAAAGGGUUGUAGUCAAAAUCCCCCCGAUUUGCUUCAGACAGAUAAAACACGUUAGGAUUUCCUGCCUCAGAUAUCCGUGUAGGUAUGCUAACUUUUAAUUAAAAGAAAUUGUACGUAUAUAGAAUUAUACAACCUAAAUUAUUAUCUUAAUGUCCGAGGGAGGGGAAAAAUAAAAACUGAAUCUGGUUCUUUUUUUGUUUUAUUAACGCACACUGCAGUUGAACUUCUCCGCUUAGUCCUCGUGCUGCACCCGAACCUGACAAAGUGAAGAGAAACCUGAAAAUUUGUGACAGCAUUUUUUUCCCACGUAGCAAAAACAUAUGAAAGUGUACAUUUUAAGAGUGAGUUGAUACAAACUGGCAGAAAUAGUUUUAUGAAUCUUACCGCGCUGCUUCAUCCCACCUUUGACUGUACAUACUGCAUGUACUAAACAACUGUAGAUCUGUAUCUUUUUCCUUUUUUGUUAAAUCAAAAGUUGAAAAGUUUUUUACUGUUCUCAAGAGCUUUGAAGUACGUCUUUUAAUUUUCAAUAAAUUCUAAUUUGAUUCAGUGCAA
Messenger RNA from Scophthalmus maximus (turbot), 4484 nucleotides. RefSeq names its product thyroid hormone receptor associated protein 3b (gene thrap3b). The record is from RefSeq and is a predicted model, not a curated record. Bases 435 to 3140 code for a protein of 901 amino acids. NCBI's taxonomy places the organism in Eukaryota, Metazoa, Chordata, Actinopteri, Pleuronectiformes, Scophthalmidae. Gene Ontology annotation, cellular component: mediator complex. Gene Ontology annotation, biological process: positive regulation of transcription by RNA polymerase II. The transcript has 11 exons. Gene Ontology annotation, molecular function: DNA binding; transcription coregulator activity.